AAUAUUCAGCUUUAAACCUGAUCAAUAUAUCGAACACGAACUCAACUUAUCAGAUGUAACAACAAAAAUGUGAUCUUACACUGACUAGACUGGGGGAGAUAAUUUUGAGACCAAGAAGUCUUAAACAAAUGGAAUCAAGUGUCUGACGAUGGACCCCAAGCGCUGUAUCCAGGACGUGUUACGGUGUGACCUCUGUGAUAACCCGGCUCCCUCUAUGUACUGUGACUUUUGCAACAAAUAUCUCUGCAAACCCUGUGUAGGGAAACACCUAUCAGAUUUAUCCAAAGAACACAAAGUGGUGCCAUUCGAAAAGCGGGGGUCCACUCCAUAUUACCCCAAAUGCCAAAAGCAUUUAUCAAAACAAUGUGAACUUCACUGUAAACCUUGUGACAUUCCUAUCUGUGUACAUUGUGUUUCCUCUGGUGAACAUCUUGGCCAUGAAGCGGUUGACAUCUUGAUAAGAUUUGAAAGCAUAAAAGAAGUCAUUCACAGAGAUUUAUCAGAAUUAGAGAAUGUCAUUUAUCCAAAAUACGAAGAUAUUUUAUCUAACAUUCCAGCUCGUAAAGCGGAUUUAAAUGAAAACUCCGAAAAAUUGAAAACAGCCAUCAACAGACGAGGAGAAGAAUUGCACAGAGAAAUAGACACCAUUUCUCAGAAAAUCAAAGCUGAUCUUGUUGAAUUGAACACCAAACACAUAGCUGACCUUAAUACACAAGAAAGCGAUAUUCAGCACACAAUUUCUGGAAUCACACAGACCAUUGAAGAUUUGAGGAAUAUACUGGACUCCAAUGAUGUCAGCAUUGCCUGUGCCUACAAAUCUAGGAAUGAUAAAUUCAGAGAAUUGCCUCCUAAGCUCAAAGUGUGUUUACCAACUUUUACUCCCCAGAAGACCAAUAAAGAAGGGAUUUAUCAACAAUUUGGUUCUUUCUCAGCAUUUUCUAAUGAAACAGAAGAAACAGAGGAACAUAUCUUCGCAAUGGAUUCUCCAGCUACUGAGACAUCUCCUUCAGACAGAUCGUUUAUUGAUAAACCAUGGAUCAUAACAGAGAUAAACAGCAAGUAUGGUAGAGUAUGCAGCAUUUCGUGUCUGAAUGAUGAAAAUAUUUGGACAAGUGGUAGGGAUAAAAUUAUGAGACUCUACAACCUUCACGGAGAACUCGUUAAGUCAGUUCAAACCAAAUCAGGGAUAAAACCUUUAUUUAUGCACGACAUUACAGUGACAAUGAAAGGGGAUCUCGUUUAUACUGAUUUUGACGAUAGAACUGUGAAUAUAGUGAAGAAUACACAUAUAUACAAAGUGAUCAAACUACGGGGAUGGAGACCUCGCAAUAUCUGUUGUACCUCUUCUGGUAAGCUCCUUGUUGUCAUGGACAGCGAUGAUGAUAAACAAACAAAAGUUGUGCGUUACUCUGGCUCCAAAGUAGAACGAAGUAUACAAUUUAAUGACUACGGACAACCUCUCUAUUCAUCUGGUUCUUACUACAUAAAAUACAUCACAGAGAACAGGAACUUUGAUAUCUGCGUGUCUGACAAUAAAGCUGGUGCACUAGUGGUGGUCAAUCAGGCCGGGAAACACCGGUUUACAUACACUGGUCAUCCGGGAUCAUUGAUCAAACGACUUUUUUCCUUUGCUGGUUCCCUCUUUACUACCAAGGAAUUAUUUAAUCCACGCGGCAUCACUACAGACAGUCAAAGUCGGAUACUGACAGCAGAUUGGACCACCAAUUGCAUCCAUAUCCUGGAUCAGGACGGACAAUUUCUCCGCUACAUUGACAACUGCGAUAUACAAACUCCAUGGGGUUUAUGUGUGGACACCAGCGACAACCUCUUUGUGGCUGAGUACGCCACAGAGAAAGUAAAGAAAAUAAAAUACUAUAAGUAAACACAGUUAAAGAAUGCUACAGCAAAAUAUACAUUCUUUUCGCUCAUUUUGUAGGAUUACGACUGUAGAUUUUCAGUAAAGCUUUGUUAAGAUGUCGUCCCAUGAACAUGAUUUUACGUAACUCCUAAUCAUGAGAAAAAGUAGGGAAAUACGACUUUUUCACAAUAUCAUGUUUGUUUUAACAGAAUACAGUGCUUUUAAUAUAUGAGGUGCUUUUAACAUUAUAUGCGGUCAUUCUAACAUAUAUGUGGUUAACACAACAUUAUGUUAUGUACGUCUGACAUUAUAUACAGUAUAUUCAUUAUCAUGAGUAGUAUUUCUGUUAUUAUGAUGAUGAUAAUGAUGAGCGUUAAAUAUUAUAUCCGGUCCUGUUAGCAUUCCGCUCGGUAGAUUUUGCAUUUUGUUGUGAUAUAAACACAGUAUUAAGCUCAUGUGCUAUGAUUUAUUUUUUAUGAUGAUGACCUUUUAAACGCUUAUUUUCGGAAUUUCUCUGGAAUACAUGCGAAGAGUUUUCAGUAAGGCGGACCAUUUGAUAAGGUACACUUGGUAUGACCUUGGAAUGUUAUGUAAAAUGACACUCCUGACAAAGAAGAUAUACACGAAAUGCAAGGUGGAUCUAUAUUUUGAUGUUAAAAAUAAUUAUCUAAAUUUAUUCAUUUAAACAAUAAACUAAGAAUUUCUAAAUUUUACAAAGCAGCAUUAUUUUCGAAAAGUUCAUACCUUUAACUUUGCUAGAAAUAUCCUUAAGGUAUGAGAAAACUGUUAUUUAAUGGUAUUUGCGCGAAAUAAGCUUUAGCGUCUCUUAAAGAAGUUCGUUCCUCGCCUUUUGGGUAACUAUUUUAUGUCACCUC
This is a messenger RNA of Magallana angulata, 2733 nucleotides long. RefSeq lists its product as uncharacterized. Gene Ontology annotation, molecular function: zinc ion binding; protein binding. The transcript is spliced from 2 exons. The record is from RefSeq and is a predicted model, not a curated record. Bases 149 to 1882 code for a protein of 577 amino acids. NCBI's taxonomy places the organism in Eukaryota, Metazoa, Mollusca, Bivalvia, Ostreida, Ostreidae.